AUGAACGGACGAGAUGUUAUAGGCGGUCGUCCCAUUUACUGGUGUCCUGGAGGAAAUGGCUAUCCACCCUACUGCCCUCGAAAUACAGAUAGCGAUGAAUACAUAUAUUGUUGUGGUUAUGGCUUCGAUAUUACUGUGCCAUCAUGUUGCAGAUAUCCUGUUCAUACUGGAUUGUUAUAUAGCCUUUAUGCUGGAGUUAUAGUCGUUUUUUUGAUAUUGUUAUUUUUCACAUGUUGGUGUUGCCCUUUUUGUCCUUUAGCUCGACGAGUUCAAGAAGUUUCGAAACGAAAUUUGGACUUCAAUAAUGAAGUGAGAAGCAAUCGACUGCUCCCCGAAGACCAAUUUUAG
Dracunculus medinensis (Guinea worm) is the source of this 348-nucleotide messenger RNA. Lineage: Eukaryota; Metazoa; Nematoda; Chromadorea; Rhabditida; Dracunculidae. The record is from the annotation of a GenBank genome assembly.